UGUGCCCGUGCCACCCACUCCGCGUCCGCUCACACCAUCCGCCACUAGUGGCCUCGACGGAGGCAAUUCUCCAUGCCCAUGCCUCGUCAAGGGCGUGUGGCCCACCUACCACGGCGUAUGUAUGUCGCCGUCCCUCUCCUCGCUGACGGUGCGUAGAAUAUAUAUAACAUCGCCGGCAAGUCCACAAUCCUGUGGCAUGGAUCAACGAUAAUAGUCAUGACCCACACUCACAUGGGCAUGGCUCAGUUAGCGAGGGUCCUAACACGACCCUACGCAUAUAAGCAUACAAAACUCAAGACAAUAUAAAAAUAAAGAAGGAUAAUGGGAAAUAUUAGAUGCCAUCGUGGCUUUCGAGCCCGCCCCUCGGGGCGGCCUGCGCUGCAUUACACACAGGAGGUCCAGCUCGCGCAUCGGUUGGAUCCCGUUGUAAGACGCUCUCCGCUUGCAGGGUGCGGUCGGGCCCCACCGUCCCAAGGCUAGGGAAAGGCGGGUGGUAUUGGAGCCGGUGCCUUCGGGGCCGCGUGACCGCCCCCGGUGGACCCACCUUGGUCGACGGGUGAGCUAUGGAGAGUCGUGGGUCUGGCCUCUAGGUGGCGGCAAGGGCGCCGGUGGUUGCAGCGACGGGGAUCAUACGGCCUCGCGUUGUGUCCCAGGCGUAAGUUCGUGCCUUGGCUGCGAAACACGCCGGGUGGGCACCGGUUGUGGGCGGGCACGCAGCUAGUUUUUUUUCUAGCAGAAUGUAUAUCCCGGGGUUGGAAGACGACCCAUCUAUACGCACGGGUGGGAUCCGAGUGCGGAUGGGCUCGCAUUCCCCAGGUGCCGCAACACUGCGGCACCGUAAUUUUUUCCUCCCUCUCGCCUUCGGGCGAGGCUUUUUCUCCCUCUCUAAUUUCUUCAAGCGACUGCUGCAUUUCACCGCGCUGGCUCACAACGAGCGAGCGAGGAUGCAGAUCGACGGAUGCAGGCGCCGCGUCGUCUGCGCCG
Messenger RNA from Heterobasidion irregulare TC 32-1, 984 nucleotides. RefSeq lists its product as uncharacterized. The transcript has 4 exons. The record is from RefSeq and is a predicted model, not a curated record. The annotation marks the transcript as partial. NCBI's taxonomy places the organism in Eukaryota, Fungi, Basidiomycota, Agaricomycetes, Russulales, Bondarzewiaceae.